UACGGCGUCAAUACAAGCAGGUCAACAACAAUUAAUCAGAAAGGUGAGCAAGAAAGCCGGUGAGACUGAUGAAUUCAUAAUAAAUGAAUCCGUGUGUUUAAUCCUUAGACGCUUUUACAUUAUUGACUGAUAGCUAGAUGUGAUUAGCCGCACAGAUAAGCAGUGUGAACAAAAACAAAGAGCUACACUGGGCUACUAAACACUGACAACUCGCUGUCAACAUGGCAAUUAAUAAAUCCAAAGUCGCCGUUGGCUUCUUAGUAGUUGGUGUUCUGACUGUGUUUUUCGGGACUGUUUUAGUUUUUGUUGGGCCAAUAAUUAUCGACGACCAAGUAGUAAAGAACACGGUCAUUGAUCCAAAUAAUGGCAUCUCCUACAACAUGUGGAAGGACCUUCCCGUGCCGUUCUUUAUGUCAGUCUACUUCUUCAAUGUCCUGAACCCUCAGGAGAUCCUGAAAGGAGAAAAACCCAUGGUGGAGCAGAGAGGACCUUAUGUGUACAGAAAGCGAUGUCAGAAAGACAACAUCACAUUUCAUCCAAACGGCACAGUGUCUUACAAAGAGUACAGAUCCUACUACUUCGAGCCCUCUAUGUCUACAGGGAACGAGUCUGAUGUCGUCACAAUUCCCAACAUGUUGGUGCUGGGUGCCGCGGUGAUGAUGGAAAACCUGCCCUAUGCUGUGCGUUUGAUGAUCAGCGCCACCUUCAAAACUUUCAACGAGGGUCCCUUCCUGACCAAGACAGUAGGGGAACUGAUGUGGGGUUAUGACAGCGAUCUGGUAGAAUUCCUCAACAAGUACCUGCCUGGCAUGCUGCCCUCAACAGGGAAAUUUGGCCUGUUUGCAGAUUUCAACAACUCUAACACUGGCCUGUUCACCAUCAACACUGGAAAAGAUGACAUCAUGAAAGUCCACAAAGUUGACUCAUGGAACGGCCUGACAGAACUGAGCUAUUGGGGAACUCCUCAAUGCAACAUGAUCAAUGGAACAGCUGGGCAGAUGUGGCCUCCAUUCAUGACAAAAGAGAGCACUUUACCCUUUUACAGCCCUGAUGCCUGCAGGUCUUUGGAGCUUGUCUACCAGCGCCCUGGCAAGAUGGAAGGCAUUCCUUUAUAUCGAUAUGUCGCACCCAAGACCAUGUUUGCUAAUGGGACGGAUUACGCUCCCAAUGAAGGUUUCUGCCCCUGCAGGCAGUCCGGCCUGCUGAACGUCAGCAGCUGCCGCCACAAUUCCCCAGUCUUCAUCUCUCAUCCUCACUUCUUUAAUGCUGAUCCUGUGCUGCUGGACACUGUGCUCGGUCUAAGCCCCACUGAGGAAGAGCAUGGGCUCUUCAUAGACAUCCACCCACUAACAGGUGUCCCUCUGAACGUAUCCAUCCGUCUGCAGCUCAACCUCUACAUGAAGAAAAUAUCCGGAAUUACUGAAACUGGCAAGAUUUCUGAGGUGGUGAUGCCAAUGUUGUGGUUUGAGGAGAGUGGAUAUAUAGAUGGGCCCAUCCUCACUACAUUCCACACGAACCUGGUGGUUCUUCCUGCAGUGAUGGAGUACAUGCAGUACACCUUCAUCGCCCUCGGUCUGCUAACCAUAAUAGUCGCCUCCCUGGUGCAUUACAAAGUGAAGAGAAAUGAAUCUAAAGCUGGCACCGCACCCAAAGGAAACUCAAGCACUUCGACCGAAGAACAAACUCCUCUGCUACAAGAUGACACACACCGACACACAUACACAUAAAACACACCCUGCUGGUGCAGUGGACUUACUGAUGGACAUUUUCUUUUUAUUUUGAUCUGAAACACCGAGUUAUUUAGUUUAACAGGACACAUGAAAUUUUACUGAGUAAAAGUUUACAAAACACUCACUUUUUAAAGACAUGUUGGUGUUGAGAGCAUUUGUCUCCAAAGGAAUAAUCAACAUUAGUUUAUGUUGUUCAGUGUUUUUAUUUUACUCUGGUCACCUGAUCUGAGCUGGAAUAUUUCUGUAGUUUGAUCAUUUCAUUAGGAGCAGCAGGAGAUGGCUGCUGUGAUAUUUUAUAGAAACAUUUCUGUUUUAACAACAAGGGAACUCACGAACAGAAAAGCUGUUUUCUGCCAUGUGUUCUGUGUUUUUCUACCAUUGUGCCUUCAUCGGGGGGAAUCAAUGUUUCACCCCAGCUAACCUCCAGGUUGGUUAUCAUGUGCACUGAGGAACAUAGAGGAGCUUGUUUUUUAGACUCACCAGAUUAUCUCACACACUCCUCACAAUGAGCCAAACAGACACACUCUUUCAUGUUUAAUGCUGUUUAUUGGAUGUGAAUAAUGCUGUUUGGUGUCAAGAAUCUCCUUACUGUAAAACAAAAGGGUUUAUGAAUUAAAAGGAACAGAGAGAAAAAUAGACACCAUUUUUUCCUUUUUGGACAUUAUUAACUGUGACAUCCUGAAUGAAAGUAGACAGUCUUCCCUCUACUCCCCUGUCCACAGAUGUUUAAUUGUUUUUUUUUUUUUUAUUGAAUUGUAAAUAAAACCAAA
Molecule: messenger RNA, 2500 nt
Organism: Melanotaenia boesemani (Boeseman's rainbowfish)
Lineage: Eukaryota; Metazoa; Chordata; Actinopteri; Atheriniformes; Melanotaeniidae
Gene: scarb1
Product: scavenger receptor class B, member 1
Exons: 12
Coding region: 222-1727 (501 amino acids)
Biological process (GO): cholesterol efflux; recognition of apoptotic cell; plasma lipoprotein particle clearance
Cellular component (GO): caveola; cytoplasm
Molecular function (GO): scavenger receptor activity; low-density lipoprotein particle binding; lipid binding
Source: RefSeq, a predicted model, not a curated record